AAGUUACCAAAAAAGGCACCUUACCACGUUUUACCAGCUCUUGGUGCGUGUUCUUUGCCUAAUGCAACUCAGGUGAAUUCUUUCAUCAUCUUCUUCAUGGUUUAAUGAAUCAAUGAAGCGCUGCGACAGGGGAAGUAGCAGAUGACGCAUCGGAAUUAACCAGUCAGAAUGCAGGGGCAGGGACAGCACAGCCGUGAGCUCAGCUCGCCCGCUUCACUCUCUUCUGAGACGUACACGUUGUCAGGCUGAGGUUCAUCCUUCUGAUCUGUAAUACUACCCUCACCUUCUCUCUGUGAGCACUGAGCAACCAUUAUCAUGUCUAAAGGAACAGUGGUUCUUGCCUACAGCGGUGGACUUGAUACGUCCUGUAUUCUGGUUUGGCUGAAAGAACAGGGCUACGAUGUUAUCACGUACUUGGCCAACAUUGGACAAGAUGAAGAUUUUGAAGCUGCUCGGAAAAAGGCAGAAACCCUUGGUGCCAAAAAGGUUUACAUCGAAGACCUGCGUGCAGAGUUUGUAUCGGACUUCAUCUGGCCUGCAGUCCAGGCCAAUGCCGUCUACGAGGACCGGUACCUGCUUGGCACUGCUGUGGCACGGCCCUGCAUUGCCCGUCGUCAGGUUGAGAUUGCUCGCAAGGAGGGGGCCAACUUUGUCUCCCAUGGUGCAACAGGAAAGGGCAAUGACCAGAUCCGUUUUGAGCUCACAUGCUAUGCCCUGUACCCUGAAGUCAAGAUCAUCGCACCGUGGAGGAUCCCAGAGUUCUACAACCGCUUCAAGGGGAGGAUAGACCUGAUGGAGUAUGCAGAGAAACAUGGCAUCCCUGUGCCUGUCACUCCCAAGGCACCCUGGAGCAUGGAUGCCAACCUCAUGCAUAUAAGUUAUGAGUCCGGGAUCCUGGAGAAUCCUAAGAGUCAGGCUCCAGUUGACCUUUACCUGAUGACCAAGAGCCCGCAAGAAGCUCCCGACACCCCCGACAUUCUGGAGUUACAGUUUCAGAACGGAGUUCCUAUCAUGGUGACCAAUACAAAGGACGGCCAAUCCAAGAACACCCCUCUGGAUAUCUUCUCUUACCUCAAUGAGAUUGGCGGAAAGCACGGCGUGGGUCGGAUUGACAUUGUGGAGAAUCGUUUCAUUGGCAUGAAGUCCAGGGGGAUAUAUGAAACUCCCGGAGGAACAAUUCUGCUGGCGGCUCACUUAGACAUCGAGACCUUCACCAUGGAUAAAGAAGUGCGUCGAAUCAAGCAGGGGCUGGGUAUCAAGUUGGCCGAGCUCAUCUACAACGGUUUCUGGUACAGUCCAGAGUGUGAGUUUGUGCGACACUGCAUAUCCACAUCCCAAAAAAACGUGGAGGGAAAAGUACAGCUGACUGUCUUCAAGGGUCACGUCUACAUCCUGGGACGAGAGUCACCAAAAUCUCUCUACAAUGAAGAGCUGGUCAGCAUGGACGUGCAGGGCGACUACGACCCAUGUGAUGCCUCCGGAUUCAUCAGGAUUAACGCGGUCAGGUUAAGGGAACACAAUCGUCUGCAGGGUUACUCCAACUCUAAGCAGUAACAGUUGCAGCCCUUUGACACAUCUUUCUUCUCUCCAUCCUUCCCUAGGCGGUUGUAGUUGUAGACUUUGUGCUGCCGUUGUCUACCGUUUGCCUUAUUGUAUUGGCUGUUAUUUAUAAAGCACAAAAGUGUAACACUAUACCAUACUACUAUAUCAGUCACAAAAGGCUCUUACCGUUCUACUGUGAUGUUUCAUUGCUGCUGAGGAGUGGAGGAGGAAAACUUGACAAAAGGUAGCUAGGGUAUUGUUUAAAUCAGGUGUAAGUGUUCGAUUCAUUUCUUGCAGGUACGCUUAUAGGUAACUUGUAUUUCUUAGUAUUUUAACUCCGGAAUUUUGUGUCAUUCUUGCAUCUGAAAACUGAAACAUUAAAGCUUAGUUUGUUUCAGGAA
Messenger RNA from Notolabrus celidotus (New Zealand spotty), 1943 nucleotides. RefSeq names its product argininosuccinate synthase 1 (gene ass1). The record is from RefSeq and is a predicted model, not a curated record. Gene Ontology annotation, molecular function: argininosuccinate synthase activity; ATP binding. Gene Ontology annotation, biological process: urea cycle; L-arginine biosynthetic process. Lineage: Eukaryota; Metazoa; Chordata; Actinopteri; Labriformes; Labridae. The transcript is spliced from 15 exons. Bases 316 to 1554 code for a protein of 412 amino acids. Gene Ontology annotation, cellular component: cytoplasm.